Messenger RNA from Acyrthosiphon pisum (pea aphid), 953 nucleotides. RefSeq lists its product as uncharacterized. The coding region runs from base 429 to 932 and encodes 167 amino acids. Gene Ontology annotation, molecular function: protein binding. The record is from RefSeq and is a predicted model, not a curated record. The transcript is spliced from 3 exons. NCBI's taxonomy places the organism in Eukaryota, Metazoa, Arthropoda, Insecta, Hemiptera, Aphididae.
GACUUGGAGUGGGGAUUAACAGGUUAUAACUUCUAAUGAUUCAACAAUUGAGUUGAUUUUUUUAACAUCGGCAUGUAGUAUUUGAGGUGGACAAUAUACAAGCGCUGGUACCGAAAGACAAAUUUACCCACAGUCACAUUUUUGCCAUCGAUAAUUGAACGGACGCUGCAAACUGGUGUAAUUGCAUCGUUAAGUAUUGCCUUGCAUUCUAAAGACUCCAAACUAAUGAGUGUACCUAUAGAUAGUGUGGCAUGUUAUCUUUGUAGCCACUGUAAAAUAUAUACCACUAAACGCCGACUAUUUCGAUUGAACCAAUGGACAUGAUCGAAAUAUUCUUAGAAUUAAAAUGGCAUAUAAUACGAAUAUUAAUUAAACGUAUUUUUUAGGUUGACAUUUUGGAGAUACCUGAUAAACUAGGCAGAUCUGCAAUGUUUUAUGCGGUAUUAUACAAUCAAGAAGAAAUAUUGGAGUAUUUUAUUGAAAAACAAGCCAAUUGUAACGUAAUUGAUAACUUUGGUAAGACUAUGACUAUGACAGCUAUCUCUAAAGGAUUCCAGAGAGUUAUGAAAUUAUUGUAUGAGUAUGGAAAUAGACACGAAAAAAACGUGUUGAAUACUACGUGGUCAGAAAAAUUGGAAAAUGCCAGAAAAAAUCCUCAAAGCGACGAACGUUUAGAUUAUAACGUGGAAAAACUAUUAAAACAGUUGUCACUGGAAAAAUAUUGGCCGGUGUUCGACAAACGAAACAUCCGGUAUAAUGAUUUCUUGAAGUUAUCUGAGCAAGACUUGAAAGAUAUCGGUAUACAGUUAGUAUAUAAUUAUACACAAUUAUUAGUUUUAAAUUAUGAUUAUUUUUAUUUUUUAUUAGAGUGCCUAUGGUUGAGAACAAUAUUAACCAUAUUAAGAGUUAAAACCUACAUAAAUAAUUUUUAAAUUAAUUUUCUUGUGAAAAUU